Molecule: messenger RNA, 987 nt
Organism: Paramecium octaurelia
Lineage: Eukaryota; Ciliophora; Oligohymenophorea; Peniculida; Parameciidae
Source: the annotation of a GenBank genome assembly
AUGCUAUAAGAAGCAUUCUCUUAUGAACUUUAAUCGCGCCUUUCCUAUGAUUCAUAGCUAUGCUUGGCGAUUGCAAUCAACCACAACAAUUAAUAAGUAAUUGCAAGCGAAUACACUUUUAUUAAACUUUUCCAAUUCAAAGAUGGUGUUUUGAGAUUAUUGAAGACUGUUAAAAACUCAGGUGAUAUCGUAACGCUUAAUUAUUUUAAGAAAAGAUCACACUUUAUUUCAGGUUCAUAUGAUUCCUAGCUGACUAUUUGGUCUACUAAUAUUUAAACUUCGAAAUAUUUAGUAAAAUUAUCUGGGUGCUCAGAUAACAUUAAUUGUCUAGUCAUUCACCCUAGCGAAGAUCUAAUAAUUUGUGGUUCUAAUUGUAUCCAAUUUUGGUCUUAGGAUUCUGAAUUCGCAUAGCACUAAUAAUGGGUUUAAUUUUAAAAUAUAGAAAAUCAAAUAGAUAGAUGUUUUGGAUUAUCAAUAAAUUAAAAUGGGAAUGAAUUAGUGUCAUGUGGAAGUAGUAAUUAAAUACUAGUAAUGAGGGGAUCAACCAAACAAUUAUGGAAAAUUAUUUAAGCAAUUAGUGUAGAAAAUUUAGGUUUUAGAUUGACUUACAUUUCCGAUCGAGUAUUCUCAUUUUAACCUGAAAAAUCAAAUUGUCUCGAAAUAUACUCUUUCAAUUCGCUUUUAGGACAAUAUGUUAAAUACAAUGAUAUACAAGUCAAAUUAAGUGAAGAUUAUUGUUAUGAGUUUUUUCCUUCUGUUUACAUUCCUUCUAAGAAAAUUAUACUCUCAAAAAAUGGUCGAAGCAUUCAUAUUAUCAAAGUGUUCACCUAAUCUGAGUAGUAAGAUGUGAUGUAGUUUAAAUUAUAGCAAAGCAUUUGUUUUGGUACUUCAAGUAUAUUUGGAACAAUGAGUGAUAACGGUGAAUAUUUAAUUACUUGGGAAUAUGAUAUUGGUUAAAUUUAAAUUAGAAAAUAUUUGGCGGCGUGA